Arabidopsis thaliana (thale cress) is the source of this 2527-nucleotide messenger RNA. RefSeq names its product NAC domain containing protein 82 (gene NAC082). The record is from RefSeq and is marked reviewed. Gene Ontology annotation, biological process: regulation of DNA-templated transcription. The transcript is spliced from 4 exons. NCBI's taxonomy places the organism in Eukaryota, Viridiplantae, Streptophyta, Magnoliopsida, Brassicales, Brassicaceae. Bases 773 to 2242 code for a protein of 489 amino acids. Gene Ontology annotation, cellular component: nucleus. Gene Ontology annotation, molecular function: DNA binding.
AAUUAAUAUAGACCCUCACACAAUCCUAUAUAAACCCUACGACCGCAGCCCUUGACUCAGUUCUGGCUCGUCCUUCACGCCACUCUCUCCUAUAUCUCUCUCUCGCUCUCCUCCCCCUUUCCGCCGAUCGUCCUUUCCCCACCGUCGAGUUUUUCCCUAUCCAUCUCCGGGUACGACUUUUUCUCUCUGUUUCUAAUCCUACGCCGCGAUGUUGUGGAUGGUGAUUUUCUGUGUUCCGAUCUAGUCUUAGGUUUUCCUUUUGUAAUUCCUGAAAUGGGUUUUGAUCUGAUUUGAACCUUAUCGAUUUUCCGAUUCAUUUUUAGGGUUCUUCACUUUAUCUAUUGUAGUUUGGUUUCAAGUUGGUCGUCGGGUAGUUCAAUUUUUCUUCUUUUGGUUUGUUUCAAUGUCUCAUUAGCAGGCUUUACGUUGCACACCAGAUGUCUGUUGAUCUCUGCAAGAAGAAUCCAUCUUUUCUUUGGUGUGACUGUGGUUAUAUGAGCAGGGGGAGGUUGUGGUGUUUUCAGAUUAUCCUCUUCAGGCACUGGACUUGACUUGUCUUCAAUUCCUCGACUUCUCUCUCUUUCUUCUUCUCCUCUCUUCUUUCUCGUUUCUCUGUUUUUUUUUUCUGCUUGAUUUGAUCAAAGGGUAUUCGUUUCUGCUGCUCCUGUUUACUGUGAACUUGAAGACUAAGUUUUCUUUGCUAAACUCUCACUUUACUGGUGAAGAGUUUACAGAAGAUUGUUCAAAGUUUUCCCCUUUGGAUUCUUCGCCAAUGGGGAAAACUCAACUCGCUCCUGGAUUUCGUUUCCAUCCGACUGAUGUUGAACUCGUGAGGUAUUACUUGAAGAGGAAAAUACUGGGGAAAAAGCUCCUUGUCGAUGCUAUUGCUGAAGUUGACAUUUACAAGUUUGAACCCCCUGAUUUACCUGAUAUGUCUUUUAUAAGAAGUGGGGAUCUUAAGUGGCACUUCUUCUGCCCCAGGGAAAAGAAGUAUGCUAGUGGGGUAAGGGCAAACCGUGCAACUGAGUGUGGCUACUGGAAGACCACGGGGAAGGAGAGACCAGUUCUGUGCAAUUCUGAGGUUGUGGGAAAGAUCAAAACUCUGGUUUAUCACUUUGGCAAGUCGCCUCGUGGGGAGCGGACUGAUUGGGUUAUGCAUGAAUACAGGCUUGACGACAAAGUACUGACGCAGAUGAAUGUUCCUCAGGAUACUUAUGUGGUGUGUGUUCUGUUCAAGAAAGAUGGUCCUGGACCUAGAAAUGGAGCUCAAUAUGGAGCUCCGUUUAAGGAAGAGGACUGGAGUGAUGAGGAAGUACGUACUGAUGUUCCUUCUACUAGUAAUCCCACAAACCUUCUUGAGCCUAGCAAAGAAACCACUCUGGCUUUGACUGCCCCAGAUGACUCCAAUAAGGAUUGUUUUGGUGGCAUGAUAUCAGAGUCAUGUGUCUCGGAUUUCCUACCAGCUACAACUAAUACCACCAGCGAGCUUCCACAUCCAAGUGAUGCAGCUACCACUCCUAUGUCUACUGCACCUCUGGCAGAGACCGUUCAGACCCCCAACAAUGAUGACUUAUAUUCAAUGUUGGAUCUAUUUGAUGAUGACGAAGAGUUCUUAGGGUUCAACAAUAAUGAGGUAAGAUAUGAUCCCGGUGUCUCAGCUCCAGUUUGCUUAGAAGAAGAAGGCAUUUUCAACGGACUACCAGAGUUGAGCAGCAUGCCAAGGACGGCCUCUUACGACCUAGUUGAAAACUCGGAGUUAUACCUAGAGCUACAAGACCUCACUGCUCCAUUAAAUCCCCAAACUGGGCUACAAGACCUCACUGCUCCAUUUAAUCCUCAAACUGGGCUACAAGACCUCACUGCUCCAUUUAAUCAUCAAACUGGGCUACAAGACCACACUGCUCCAUUUAAUCCUCAAACUGGGCUACAAGACCACACUGCUCCAUUUAAUCAUCAAACUGGGCUACAAGACCUCACUGCUCCAUUUAAUCCUCAAACUGGGCUACAAGACCUCACUGCUCCAUUUAAUCCUCAAACUGGGCUACAUGACCUCACUUCUCCAUUUAAUCCUCAAACUGGGCUACAAGACCUCACUGCUCCAUUAAAUCCUCAAACUGGGAAUCGCAAUGACCCGAGAAGCUCCUCCUUUCUGUAUAAUCAAGGCCAUUUUGACUUCUCUGGUGGUAAUGAUGAUGAUCCUUAUGGCUUUUCUGCUUCCAUGAGACAUAGACCAAAAAUGUAAAAAAAGAAGAAGAGAAGAGAAGCAGGAUUUACAAAUCCAACAGAUGCAAAUCAGACCGAAUAGAAGGAGGAGCAAGCACCUUUGUUUCUUGUCUUUGAAUUAUGAUUUUUAUUAGUCAAAAUCUUUUUAAUGUGUCGAAACUUCCCUAUCAACAUUCUCUGUUUCAUCCUUAGAAUCUCGUAUUUCUUCAGAGUAUUCUCAACAUUUAUUCUUGUUUCUAUUUUGCUAUGGAUUAUUGUAUAUAUACUUCUUCUGUCUAAAUCAUAUCAUUAAUACUAAAAGGAA